Molecule: messenger RNA, 3752 nt
Organism: Rhododendron vialii
Lineage: Eukaryota; Viridiplantae; Streptophyta; Magnoliopsida; Ericales; Ericaceae
Product: receptor protein-tyrosine kinase CEPR1-like
Exons: 3
Coding region: 597-3470 (957 amino acids)
Biological process (GO): protein phosphorylation
Molecular function (GO): receptor serine/threonine kinase binding; protein kinase activity; ATP binding
Source: RefSeq, a predicted model, not a curated record
AAGACUUUCAUUCUCAUACCUGAACCAGAAAAAGGCAGGAGCGAAUGAUGGAAUUCGGUAACUAAGAUCCGAAAGCUAAACAAAUGGAGUAGUGCAGUACGGGCCGUCGGCAAUGUCAUGCACACAACAUAAAUUACUGUAAUACACGGUGCAAUGCUACGCAAAACAGAACUUUCGUAUAAAGGAAAGAUGCAUCCGAAAAGGAUACGACUCCAUACUGUUGUAGUACACGAAAAAUUAAGGAAAGAAAGAAAAUGCAGCGAUUAGUAUCGGAUGCAGACUAAUGCAGUUUUAUUUCACACUCUCAGUAUAAAGUACUGGAAACGUACAUGUAUCGAUGUUAUUCUCUAGUCUCUACUCCUAGUUUUGGUGGAGUAUCAACAUAAAGCUUCUUUAUGCAAAGAAAAUGUUCUCUCUGUACGAUACUGCACGAACCAACUUUCUUUGUCAUCAUCACUUACUACUGCUACUACUGCACCCAUUGAUCCCCCCAGUCAUGGCGCUCAUAUAAACUUCCUCCCUCCCUCAUCUCCUCCUCUGCAACAACCUCUCUCUCUCUCUCUCUCUCUCUCUCUCUCUCUCUCUCUCUCUCACAAAUGGCUUUUCAAUUCAGUUUCAUUCUUGCUUUGUCACUUCUUUCUCUAUUCAACCCUUUUCAAGCAGCUGCAACAGCCAACCAGUCUCAAUUCUUUACUCUCAUGAGAAACUCUCUCAAAGGAAACCUCUUGUCUUAUUGGAACAACACCAGUACUGGAUUCACACCCUUUUGCAGCUACACCGGUAUCGGCUGCAACGAGAAUGGGGACGUGGUGAGCAUCGACCUCUCCGCUCAGUCCCUUUCUGGCCACUUCCCUGACGACGUGUGCUCCUACCUCCCUCGGCUCCGUAUUCUCCGCCUCGGCCACAACAACCUCCAUGGCAAUUUCCCAAGCAGUAUCACCAACUGCUCUCUCUUAGAACAACUCAAUAUGAGCUCCACAUACCUGACAGGAAAGCUGCCGGAUUUUUCCCCAUUGACCUCGCUCAGGUUACUUGACCUCUCCUACAACCAUUUCGCCGGUGAUUUCCCUCUCUCUGUCACCAACCUAACAAAUCUUGAGGUUCUAAACUUCAAUGAAAACGGAGGUUUCAACUUAUGGGAAUUGCCGGAGAAUAUUUCAGGACUGAAAAAACUCAAUACCAUGGUCUUGACAACGUGCAUGGUACGCGGGUUUAUCCCAAGAUCACUAGGAAACAUGACAUCGCUGAGUGAUCUGGAAUUGAGUGGGAAUUUCCUAGUGGGUCGGAUUCCCAUAGAGCUUGGGUUGCUAAAGAACUUGAAGCAACUCGAGCUUUACUACAACCAACAACUUGAGGGGGAAAUACCUGAGGAGCUUGGAAAUCUCACAGAGCUCAUAGACCUGGACAUGUCUGUGAACAAGUUAAGUGGAAAAAUCCCGGAAUCUAUAUGGCGACUUCCAAAGCUUCAAGUGUUGCAGCUUUACAACAAUACCCUCAUUGGAGAAAUCCCUGAGGCCAUUGAAAGCUCAACGACUCUAACAACGUUGUCGCUCUACGACAACUUCUUGACUGGAGACGUUCCUAAAGGCCUCGGGCGAUCAUCACCCUUGGUUCUUUUGGAAUUGUCCGAAAAUCGACUUUCUGGAGAGCUCCCAGCGGAGGCAUGCAAUGGAGGUAAAUUGCUUUACUUUCUUGUCUUGGGAAAUAGUUUUUCUGGGAGACUACCGGAAAAUUAUGCAAGGUGCGAGUCUCUGAUACGGUUUCGAGUUAGUUAUAACCGUUUGGAGGGAACCAUACCAGAAGGGCUUCUUGCUCUUCCCCAUGUCUCAAUCCUUGAUAUUGGUUACAACCGUUUGAAUGGAUCCAUUCCCAAGUCAAUUGGAAAUGCCAAGAACUUAUCGGAACUUUUCAUACAGAGUAAUGGGAUUUCAGGUGUCCUGCCUCCAGAAAUCUCUCAAGCUGUCAAUCUAGUCAAGAUUGAUCUCAGCAACAAUCUCUUGUCUGGUCCCAUACCUUCUGAAAUCGGCAACCUAAGAAAGCUAAAUUCAUUGAUGUUGCAAGGUAACAAGUUCAAUUCAUCCAUCACAGAUUCUCUUUCUUCACUAAAAUCUCUAAAUGUCCUUGAUCUCUCCAACAAUCACUUGAUGGGGAGUAUUCCAGAGAGUCUGUGUGAAUUGCUACCAAACUCGAUGAACUUUUCCGACAAUCUACUUUCUGGUCCAAUUCCUCUUCCAUUUAUAAAGGGCGGAUUAGUAGAAAGUUUUUCAGGUAACCCAGGUCUCUGUGUGUCAGUCUACCUUAGUUCAUCACAUAUAAACUUCCCCAUGUGUUCACGGUCUUCUAACCGAAAGAAAAUAAAUGUUAUCUGGGUAAUCACGAUAUCAAUGGCGAUUAUGAGUGUUGGAAUUCUUUUGUAUAUAAAGAGACGGGUGUGUAAAGAAAAUUCCAUGAUGGAACGCGAUGAGACUUCCUCGUCCUCAUUUUUCUCAUAUGAUGUGAAAAGCUUCCAUCUAAUAAGCUUUGAUCAACGUGAAAUCGCUGAAGCCAUGAUUGAUAAGAACAUAGUGGGGCAGGGAGGAUCUGGGACGGUAUACAAGAUUCAGUUAAGCAAUGGGGAAGUUGUCGCUGUGAAGAAACUGUGGAGUCGAAGUACAAAGGACUUUGCUUCAGAGGAUCAUUUGGAUUUGGACAAGGAGUUGAAAACUGAGGUUGAGACUCUGGGAAGCAUAAGGCACAAGAACAUUGUCAAGUUGUACUCCUACUUCUCGCGUUUGGAUUGCAGCUUGUUGAUUUAUGAGUACAUGCCUAACGGGAACCUUUGGGAUGCACUUCACAAUGGAAAAAUCCUUUUGCAUUGGCCCACCCGCCAUCAGAUUGCGCUGGGGGUUGCUCAGGGUUUGGCCUACCUCCACCAUGAUCUGAAGCUACCUAUCAUUCAUAGAGACAUCAAGUCGACCAAUAUUUUGUUGGAUAUCACUUACAAACCAAAGGUCGCGGAUUUUGGCAUAGCCAAAGUGUUGCAAGCAAGAGGAGGGAAAGAUUCCACCACUACUGUCAUUGCAGGGACUUAUGGAUACAUGGCUCCAGAAUACGCAUACACUUCAAAGGCUACGACCAAGUGUGACGUCUACAGUUUUGGAGUCGUAUUGAUGGAACUAGUAACUGGAAGGAAGCCAGUGGAGGCAGAGUUUGGAGAGGACAAGAACAUUAUAUAUUGGGUUUCAACCAAAGUGGAGACCAAAGAAGGACCUAUUGAAGUUUUAGACAAACAACUAUCCGGGGCGUUCAAAGACGAGAUGAUUAAGGUGCUCAAGAUUGCCAUCCGUUGCACGUAUAAAUUACCCAGCCAUCGCCCAACGAUAAGUGAGGUAGUUCAGUUGCUCAUUGAGGCGGAUCCGUACGGAUGCGAUAUUUGCAAGUCUUCAAAUAAGACUAGAGAAUCAGCAGAUGUUACCAAGACACAGAGUUGAACUGAUAUAUGAUUACACAGGAGAUGUUGAGGGGUUUAACGUGUCCUAUAGCAUUUGUCGAAUAGUAGUAUUAGCACUUAAACUAUAGAGACAAUGAACUACUGACCUUGUUUGUUUUUUCUAUGAAAAAGUAGUAUGCUAGAUUUAUACUCUCUUUUCUGCAGUCAUAUGUUUCUGCUUUUCUCCUUGGCAUAUUGUAAAAAGAUUUUUGAGGAACUGCUUAAUGUGAACGCAUAGCAUCUGAUAUAUUUAAUAUCUACGGGAAAUAGGCCUUUUUGUUCC